UCCCUCGAUUCCUUUCUUUAGUGUGCUUUUAUUCCGUACCAUUUCUCUAAAUACGGACUGAAAUCGUUACCCUUUUUCGGUUGUCCAUUUUCUUCAACGCCCUUGGUUCCAUCGUUCCCACCCCCGCGCGCGAGAGAUCAACGUUUAGUAGGAUGGCUGACGCAGAUCAAGCUCCCGCUGCUCAGCAGCACGCCAAGCCCAAGCUGCCCGACGAGAUCAUCGAACCACAAGACCCCGAAUCAGAUGCAUCUUCGACCAGCGGCACAUCCGUCCACACUGAUACAGACACUCUGAGAACGAGUAUCCGUGACUACCGUAGAGAAAACGGCCGCACGUAUCACAGUCUCAGCGAUGGAACAUACAUCCUACCAAACGAUGCCAGGGAACAAGACCGUUUGGACUUCCAGCAUCACUUUUGGACGCUGACGUGGGAUGGGAAACUCUGCAUGUGUCCCAAGAAUGAGGGAGCCAACCGUGUCUUGGACGUUGGAACCGGAACGGGUAUCUGGGCUGAGGAAUAUGCGGAUAAACACACAGAAGCAGUGGUCGUUGGCGUCGACUUGAGUCCCAUUCAGCCUGAAUUUGCUCCGCCGAAUUGCAAGUUUGAAGUCGACGAUGUGGAGAAGGAGUGGACGUGGCAAGAGCCGUUUGACUUUAUCUUUGCGAGGCACAUGAACGCCUGCUUCGAAAGUUGGGAGCGGUUUCUCCGUCGUGCUUACGACGCCCUAGAACCAGGCGGCUUCAUCGAGCUCCAAGACAACGCCUUCCCCAUCCUCUGCCAAGACGGUACCCUCAAGCCCGACGACCCGAUGGCGCGCUGGUCGACCCUCAUGAUGGAGGGCACCGAGCUCAUCGGCCGCCCCAUCACCGUCCCCGCGCGCUUCCGCUCCCUGCUCAGCGAGGCCGGCUUCGUCGACGUGGUGGAGCACAAGCGCGUGUGGCCGACGAGCCCCUGGCCCCUGAACCCGGAGCUGCGGGAGCUCGGCGUCUGGGGCCAGGCGUGUAGCCUCGAAGGGAUCGAGCCGGGUGCCAUGGCGCUGUUUACGCGCGUGCUGGGGUGGACGAGGGAGGAGGUUGUUGUAUUUAUGGCGGGUGUGAGGAAUGAUUUUAAGAAUGCUGGUAUUCAUGGGUUUUGGAAUGUGUACUCCGUGUACGGAAUGAAGCCUUAUGAUAAACCCGGCCAGGAGUAAAGUAGCUAUCUAGACUCUCAGGAACCGGUGAACUCAGACAAGUUCUUCUUGGGUGGUUCGAUGUAAAAGUCAGCCAGUCUCGUGAUGGAGACUUUCACAGCCUAAUAUUUGUACACACACACACACACACCCACACACGCAUGUGAUGAAUUACUUAGACUGUAUAUUUAAUAAAGUACAUUGAACAAAAAUCUCAAAGACAACAAUAACAAACACG
Molecule: messenger RNA, 1407 nt
Organism: Colletotrichum phormii
Lineage: Eukaryota; Fungi; Ascomycota; Sordariomycetes; Glomerellales; Glomerellaceae
Product: methyltransferase domain-containing protein
Exons: 11
Coding region: 153-1190 (345 amino acids)
Molecular function (GO): methyltransferase activity
Source: RefSeq, a predicted model, not a curated record